GAAAGAGAAGGAAAGAUAAACGAACUGUCACUGACGUUACAUAUUCAAGAUGGCAGACUUUGACGCCUUUGAAAGUGCUCCUCAAGACGAUCCAGCCGCUGAUUUUCUCGCUCGAGAACAAGACGAAUUGAAGGGACUAGAUGACGAUAACUUCGGAGGUAAUGCCAAUGGAGACUAUGACCCUUUUGGUGGCAGCAGUGAACAGCCCACACAGUCCGGCUACUCGUUUGGCCAAGAUGACAUUGGAGCAGCCCCUCAGUAUGACGACUAUGGUCAGCAUGUUCAGACUGAUAACUACUACAAUGAGGAGACGGAGGACACCGGCUACUCUGCCAUCUCCCAGGUGGACAGAAUGAGAGCGGAGCCGGAAAAGAUUCGCAUCUGGAGGGAAGAGAAUACCAGGAGGAUUGAGAAGAAAGAUGGGGAGGAGAAGAAGCGUAUAGAGGAAUGGAGGACAAUUGCCAAGAAGGAGCUGGACGACUGGUACAAACACCACGAUGAGCAACUGAACAAGACUAAGGAGAACAACCGGGAAUCUGAGGCAGCUUUCAUUGCGGACCGCGACGAGACUCAGCCAGGGGAGGAAUGGGAGAAGAUUUGCAGACUCUGCGAAUUUAACCCAAAGAAUUCAAAGAACACAAAAGAUAUUUCACGCUUUCGUUCAAUCCUCCUGCAACUUAAACAGACACCUCUAGUCCGAUAGAUCGUUUGUUGUAUUUUUGCUGAGUAUUGAGGUGGCUUGAUGUCUAGACUCCAACGCUGGCAACAUUCAAUGUAAUAUUGAACGCACACCUUCUGAAUUCAAGUAGGGUAGAAUUUGUAAAAUGAGAAACACAAGAGUUUAUAAACCUCCCUCUGGGAAACCGGGCUAAAUGCAUCUGCUUAAAGUGUCAUCGCAGAUUAGCCUGUGCAGUCUACACAGGCUUAUCAGGGAUGAAACUUUUGGCUUUUAUAUAAUUUUUCUUUAAAAAGAAGUAUUUUGUUAAUGAAAAUUCACUCCAAGUGGAAAGUGUCAUUCCUAGCUCAUAAAGACUGCAUUAAGCGCCCUUUUCCCAAAGCGGAGUUCAUAUAUAUUGCCAUUGUGGAUGUGCACUGGUCGAUUUUGUUAACUAGGUUACUCAGUUUGAAGAAAGUGAGAUGUAUUUGGUUAUAUUUUACCCACGAAAUUAUCAUAGCAUAAAUGUGCAAUACAGAAAAUGUUAGGUAACUUUCUAUGUCCUUGAUGCAUCUUCAAUAAGGCAAAUCUUUUAUCUUUUUAACAACAAUAAAUAUAUAUUUAUUGUUACACAUUUCAUUAUAACAUUCCAGUGCUAAGCAAUCUUAACAAUUGUACAUGUUUUCACCUUAAAUUGAGCUUCAUAAUUUGCAAGUGACAUCAAUUCUCCUGAAGGAGUUCAUUUCGUAAUACUUUAAAGUUGUGAAUUUUUAACCAGGUUUUCCGAAGGAAAAAACUGGUUAUUAGAUUGCCGAUUGCGGGCGGGCUGGCGGGCGGGCGGAACAAGCUUGUCCGGGCCAUAACUAUGCCGUUCAUUGUCAGAUUUUAAAAUCAUUUGGCACAUUUGUUCACCAUCAUUGGACGGUGUGUCGCGCGAAAUAAUUACGUCGAUAUCUCCAAGGUCAAGGUCACACUUUGAGUUCAAAGGUCAAAAACGGCCAUAAAUGAGCUUGUCCUGGCCAUAACUAUGUCAUUCAUUGUGAGAUUUUAAAAUAAUUUGGCACAUUUGUUCACCAUCAUGGGACGGUGUGUCCCACGAAAGAAUCAUGUCAAUAUCUCCAAUGUCAAGGUCGCCACGACUGAAAAUAGAUUUUUUUUUUAAACAAACUUACAAAGGGGGUUAAUUUUGUUUGUUCAUUUCAAAAGUUCAGUUUGAGUUUUCUCCCUUUAUCAGAUUUUUUUUCACAAUGAAAACCUGGUUUUGUGACAAUUUUGUCCCUUGUUUAUUAUCAUUUUAUGAGAAAAAGUUUGCAGUAUAUUGUAUUCAUUUGUAUUGUAAUUAUAAAAAAUAAAUAUUAAUGAAAAUA
Molecule: messenger RNA, 2022 nt
Organism: Dreissena polymorpha
Lineage: Eukaryota; Metazoa; Mollusca; Bivalvia; Myida; Dreissenidae
Product: clathrin light chain A-like
Exons: 7
Coding region: 50-703 (217 amino acids)
Biological process (GO): clathrin-dependent endocytosis; clathrin coat assembly; intracellular protein transport
Cellular component (GO): postsynaptic endocytic zone cytoplasmic component; clathrin coat of coated pit; plasma membrane
Molecular function (GO): structural molecule activity; clathrin heavy chain binding
Source: RefSeq, a predicted model, not a curated record